AGGAAGACUAGCAUUAUACAAGUUAUUUGAGCAUUCCCUUAAACAGCGAGAAAAACAUAUGGUAUGCACUGCCACUAUAAAAUUUGAUGAUAGGUAUAUAUUACACAGAAUUUAUUUGAUGCUCAUUCAAGUUUACUCCAAAGUGUUUUGAACAAGGCUACUAAGAUUAAAAUCAUGUAGUUGAUGAUAAAAUUUAAAAGAAUAACGUUAUAUGUUGUAUAAAAAAUACAUAUGGAAUUGGAGAGUAGAAGAAGCCAGGAUAUAAUAGCGAGAGCUAUAUAAAACCACUUUGCAAAGAAUUGUGCGUCUUAUUCAAACCUAGAAGUCAGAUUAUGCUAAAGAAUUUAGUAUAAACAAGAAACAAAGAUUGGCAUUCAAAGAUGCAAUCUCCAAUCUCAGAAUUACAUCAUUUGACACAA
This is a messenger RNA of Paramecium octaurelia, 419 nucleotides long. The record is from the annotation of a GenBank genome assembly. Lineage: Eukaryota; Ciliophora; Oligohymenophorea; Peniculida; Parameciidae.